This is a messenger RNA of Leishmania mexicana MHOM/GT/2001/U1103, 1245 nucleotides long. RefSeq lists its product as hypothetical. The transcript has a single exon. The coding region runs from base 1 to 1245 and encodes 414 amino acids. NCBI's taxonomy places the organism in Eukaryota, Euglenozoa, Kinetoplastea, Trypanosomatida, Trypanosomatidae. The record is from RefSeq and is a predicted model, not a curated record.
AUGUCCGACAGUUAUAGUGGCGAUUACUACCACUUCGUAACGCAGCGGAGCCAGGCAGCUGAGAUUAUUCUGCCGAUUCCGUCUUUCUGCAAGCCUCUCGCCGCCUCGGUGCGACCCUUUGGCGAGGGAAAGGCGGGCCUCCUCGCCUCCUUCUUCGACCCCGAGCAGCACGCCUGGGUGGUGCGGCAGCUGCCAGUGCACGAGUCAUGGCCGCAUCAGCCACCACCAUGUCUCACUGUGCGGGUCGUUACGCUGGUGGACCCGACCAACCUCUACGAACUUCGUGUGUGUCUCUCCAGUGUCCUCGACGAUAUCGACAACGAUGAGCUCUGUGCUCUGCAGCGACGCUCCCAGAUCUACGAGUUUCUUCUCGAGGAGCACCUCAACGACAGGUCCGGUGCCGCUUUGCGAUCCGCUGGCGCAGAGGGGCGGCUGCCGCAGCUUAGGGAAGCUGUGACGCUUGCUGCACCAUUGGAUGUGAUGGAUGGCUUUGUGCUGACCGGCGGUGGCUUUCUGUCGGACUUCCCGGUGCUGCGAGACGGCCCGGCGCUGCCGCGCUCGAUGAACACCGUCUACGAUGACAUUCUCGCCGGUGACGAUUUCUGUGGUCCGCCGAUGCCCGCAGGUGGCGCACGCUUUGCAGGGCCGGACUCGGCCGCCAAAACUAGCGUGGGCAGGGGUAGCGACUUGCCAGUGAGCUCUAACGAGCCGCUAGAGUUCACGGCGUGGUCUGUGACGGCGGCGGCAAACGCUGGGUUGGUGUGUAUCUCGAUGGGCUUGCGCCGCCGGAGUCCGAUGGAACGGUCCCGGCUGCAGUCAGGAUCGCAGCACAUCCACUCCGUAUCCCCGCAUAAGAGCACGGGUGCAGGGGAAUCGCUGGCCAUUAGCCCAGGGCCCGUGUGGGCCAAUCCGCCCCCUAGCGUUGUCAACGGUAGGGGGGCUCUCACCGUCGUUCAGGACUCCGGCGACCCCGUCUCAGGUUUGCGGCCCAAUGAGCACGGCGACGACGGAAACGGUGCUCAUGGCGUUGUGAGUGCUUAUUCGUCUGCGACAGUGACAAGUAUGGCGGCGCGGCCGCUGCUGGAGACACUGACGCUGCGCGGGGAGGUGGACGUGAAGCUGUCCCGUCAUGAUGGCGAAGAGUGGGGCAUAUCUCUCCCACCGCCGCACGGGAGCCUGAGAUUUCCCAUGGGCCCCAACCGCGAGCUCAUGGCGGCGGCUCGGCGGCUCUUUUACUGCGAAUAA